CGCUGUCUUUUCUCCGUCCAUACAUACUUAAAAUUCCUUAAAAUGAACACCCACUUUUUUUAAACUCACACUGUUACUCCUUUAUCUUUUCUCCGAUAAAUGACAUUAAACCAACAUUUGACAACACACUUGAUUAUUACUCUAUGAUACUACAAUUCACCUUAUUAAUUUCUUUCAAAUGUUGCCUUUAAUAAAUCCUUGUUCAAUCUUUACUCCUCUAAAUUCUUCCAUUUCCACAGUUUCUCUUUUUCCUCCUCAUAAACUCACCUUCAUUCGUUGCCACGCCGCUGCCGAUUCAGCAGCACCUGGGUUUGGCAGAAUUAGCCAAAACUCAGACGAAAUGGCUAAUAAGCGAAUUGGGAAUAAUAACAUUAAAAAGAACACAAAAGUGAAUGCAAAGGAAAGGCGUUGGUCACGUAACAGAGAGAGUUAUUUGGCUGAUGAUAGUGAAGCUCUUCCUCUUCCUAUGACUUACCCUGAUACUUCUCCUGUUUCGCCGGAGGAAAUUGACCGCCGGCUCCGGUGUGACCCCGUAUUUGAGGAUUGCAAGGCAGUCGUCUAUGAGUGGACUGGGAAAUGUCGGAGUUGCCAAGGGACAGGAUUGGUCAGUUACUAUAACAAAAGGGGGAAAGAGACCAUCUGUAAAUGCAUACCUUGCGCUGGAAUCGGUUAUGUGCAGAAAAUAACACUACGCAACGAUAUUGAAGUGAUGGUGGACUUGGAUGAUUGAAACCACCUUGACAAAAGCAUACUCAUACCAUUUUGUUUAACCAUAAUACAUUAGGAGAGCUGUGAAGACGCACAUUACAUCGCGGAAUUGCUGUAUUCCUUGAGGGGCAAAGUGAGGGUCCAAUUCUAAACCAAUUUUCUCAAGUCAAAUAAAGGACAGAUUCUAUACAUCCGUAGCAGAACAAAGUACUUUCGGCGAGGAUCUAGAAUGUAUUUAUAGCUUUAUAUACCUUUUUCACUUCAGCUAUUUCCUUCUUGGUUCUUUUUAUGUUUUCAUACGUUGGAUUGAGAAUAUUGUUGCUUACAAGUAGCUGAGGAAUAAAUAAUAUUCUUCCUUAUCUUCUUCGCUUUAAGCAUCAGAAUAUCUGUUUCUUUUAUUCAUAACCAUUCUACUAUUUAAGGUCCUGUGCUACAAUGUUAUUCUCCAAGUUUAUUACAGUUUUAAGUCUUAGAUAUCUUCUCCCAAAUACAAUACAACCUUUCCAAUGUCGAACUUGAGCUUUCUUGAUUUCCAAUACAACCUCUCAAAGAGGAGUUUCCUGCAUAAGCCAACUAGAAUGUUUACCAAAGAGAGACAAAACUCAGGCUUAUUGCCUAUUUACCAACUUAGUGUGGAUGAACUAAAGAAAGUCUUUGAUAAAUUUGAUUCGAACAAAGAUGGCAAGAUUUCACCAGAAGAAUACAAGGCUAUUCUCAAAUCCAUGGGGAAGAAAAACCUCCUUACAAGGGAAGUUCAAAAGAUUUUCGACGUUGCAGAUGCAAAUGGUGAUGGAUUUAUUGAUUUCAAGGAGUUUGUGGAAGCGCAAAAGAAGGAAGGUGGUGUCAAAACUAUGGAUUUGAAGAGUGCAUUUCACACUUUUGACAAGGAUGGUGAUGGAAAGAUCAGUGUGCAGGAAGUAUAUGAGUUGCAGAAGGGGCUCGGGCAGAGGUGCAGCCUUCAAGAUUGCAGGAAAAUGGUGAAGGCUGUGGAUGCAAAUGGAGAUGGUGCGAUUGAUUUGGAUGAAUUCAUGACUAUGAUGACCCGCACUAUGACACUUUGUUAGAAGUUUUUUCAUCCCUAAUUGAAGGCCCCAACUGGGAAUUCCUAGCUCAGCAGGCAUCACAUCACUUAGAUAUAUGUUCCUUGUAUAAAUGCAAGAUUUCUGCAUGCUGGUAGCAAUAGUUCUUAGUACUAGUUUGAUAUUUGAUAAUAAGUUAAUAGUUUCAUUAUAAUUUAAGGUUUCAUCCAAUAGGUUAGCUGAGCGUCUAUCGGAAACAGUCUCUUUACCCGUUCAGGGUAGGGGUAAGGCUGCGUACAUCUCACCCUCCUAAGACCCCAUUUGUGGAAAUACACUGGGUCGUUGUUGUUAUUGUUAUUGUAUCCAAUAGGUUUUGCAACUAUGAAAAGUUAAAUAGCAUUGACAAAACAUAAGUUUCAGAAUAA
This is a messenger RNA of Nicotiana attenuata, 2152 nucleotides long. RefSeq names its product calmodulin-like protein 1. The coding region runs from base 1215 to 1772 and encodes 185 amino acids. The transcript is spliced from 3 exons. The record is from RefSeq and is a predicted model, not a curated record. Lineage: Eukaryota; Viridiplantae; Streptophyta; Magnoliopsida; Solanales; Solanaceae. Gene Ontology annotation, molecular function: calcium ion binding.